This is a messenger RNA of Sebastes umbrosus (honeycomb rockfish), 2232 nucleotides long. RefSeq lists its product as uncharacterized. Gene Ontology annotation, biological process: norepinephrine metabolic process; positive regulation of proteasomal ubiquitin-dependent protein catabolic process; protein polyubiquitination. Gene Ontology annotation, molecular function: ubiquitin protein ligase activity; ubiquitin conjugating enzyme binding. Gene Ontology annotation, cellular component: endoplasmic reticulum membrane. NCBI's taxonomy places the organism in Eukaryota, Metazoa, Chordata, Actinopteri, Perciformes, Sebastidae. The record is from RefSeq and is a predicted model, not a curated record. Bases 116 to 1717 code for a protein of 533 amino acids. The transcript is spliced from 4 exons.
GAGUGGGAGGCAGACAGAAGACUUGGGGAAGAUGACAGGGGAAAGGCCAGGCUAAGCUGGUUGAAGUUGCGUCAAAUGCGCUCUGCUGGUGACUUCGAGUCUCGAAAGCGCCGUCAUGAGCUCCCAUUUGGGACCCUCUGGUGUAAAUGGCUCAAGCAGAGUUGGAGGUCGUGGAAGUGAGGAUGGCGGUGAAGAAAACAGCGACAACGAGACUUACACCCCGUGCUUAAAAGCAGUGAGGCCCAGGUUGAGGAGUGCAGAUCCAGCUGGUGAGGGAAGGUCGAGCGGUGUGGAGCAGCUGGUGAGACCUGCACUGCCGGGGAGGAAAGCACACAGAAAGACCUGCAGCAAGGACAACAGAGGAAGAUGGAGAGAUGGAAACCAAGACAGGGAUGAGGAGAGACAAAAUGUUGAACAUGUAGGAGGCCGGGAAAGAGGAAAACAAAGGCAAAGAAAGACUGAAAGAACUGAGACACGUGGAGAUGGAGCCCGGGACAGACAGGGAACAGGAAGCACUGAAAGUUUGUCCAGCAGCAAUUCUGACAUCCACUUUAACAGCACUUUGGAAGUUGGAGAAGGAUCAAACAACUUGCAGAGAGGAUACAUUAGACCUCCCAGUAUUGGCUGCACCCGGACCAUCACCACCAAUUUAAACCCCCAAUCCCCUCGGCCAGCAUUGAAGUCCACGUCUUCUGCUCUCCCUCAGCCUCCCAUCCAAACCAGAUCCACACGUCUUUCCCCUCAGAGACUUUUAUCCAGGACAACGACGGCAGGAGACCUGCACCGCUACCCGUUUAGUUCAUACAGAGAGCCAGAUCCGUUCUGGGCGGAGGUGAGAACGGGGGCAGCAGCCGGACGAUCGUCACAAAACCAUCAGACACACAUCCCAUCUCUCACCAGCUCAGAGCUAGGAGAAGAAGAGGAGGAGGAAGAAGAAGUGGAGGACGACGUGGAAGAUGGCGAGGAAGGAGGCAGUGGUGUGAUGGAGGUGAUCGGUCAAACCGUGACCUCAGCAGCGGUGCCGCCUUGUGUUCCUUUUGGGGAGAGGAGGAUGAGUAAACGAGAGAAGAACAGGAUUAAGUGUCUGAGGAGGAGGCAGAGGAGGAGGGAGAGGUGGAGACAAAGUCAACUGCAGGAAAGCAGACAGAGCUCAACAGGGAACCCAUCCAGCAGCAGUAGCGAGGAUGACGAGGACGUGAGCGCCGGUGACAGAGAAGGUUACAUCUGUGCGGUGUGCUUGGAUGUAUACUUCAGCCCUUACAUGUGUCACCCAUGCAACCACGUCUUCUGUGAACCCUGUCUGAGGACGCUGGCUAAGAGCAGCCCCACCAGCACACCCUGCCCCCUCUGCAGAACAAUCAUCACUCAUGUCUUCUUCCAGAAGGAGCUAAACCAAACAGCAAGAACAUUCUUCCCAAAGGAAUACCUUUCCCGGAAACAGAACUUCCAGAAAGCAAGUUGUGCAAAGUGGCCUCUCCCAAGCUGCCGAAAACUCUUCCGUAUCUUUGGAGGUUUCCAGAGGCCGUCCAGUCCCAUUGCUAGACGCCAGUUCCCCCAUGGAGGAGGCUACCGUCUGGACGCUCUGGACUUUGAGGAUGACUCUCGAGGCUGGCACUUUGACAUGGACAUGGUCAUCAUCUACAUCUACUCGGUCAACUGGGUUAUUGGCUUUUUCAUAUUCUGCUUCCUUUGCUACCUCUUCUUCCCUUCCUUUUGACAGUCCUGGCAACAAUGUUGGAGCAACACUGAAUGAUGAGGGUAAAGUAAGGAAUGAAAGAUGAAGCAGAGGGCAGGAAAGUACAUAUAUAUAGGGGGUGUCACAGUAUAACCUACCUACUGAGCUGUAGGGUUUAAUGAGAAGACAAUGAGGGAAUUUCAAGCAGGUGGGAUGCCGCGGUGGCGGGAAAACGACAGUGCGCCAGCUUGUUGUCUCUCAUUAAUAAAUGAUUGAAAUGGUGUAGGGGGAUGUUUGGGAACCCUCUGUUCUCUGUCUCCACAUGUUGCACAUGUAAUGUGGGUUGCACAACAUGUCCUGUUCCUGUAAGCAGGGGUGUUAAUACAUGUAUAACAUCUCCUAGGUUGUAGUGUUUUGCUUUCAGCAUAAUUACAAACGGUCUAUUAAAGGAACAGUGUGUAGCAUUUAUGGGGAGCUAUUUGCAAAAAUGGAAUAUAAUAUUAAUAAGUAGGGUUUUCAUUAGUGUACAAUCACCUGAAAAUAAGAAUCGUUGCGUU